Molecule: messenger RNA, 1134 nt
Organism: Engraulis encrasicolus (European anchovy)
Lineage: Eukaryota; Metazoa; Chordata; Actinopteri; Clupeiformes; Engraulidae
Product: interferon-inducible GTPase 5-like
Exons: 1
Coding region: 1-1134 (377 amino acids)
Cellular component (GO): membrane
Molecular function (GO): GTP binding
Source: RefSeq, a predicted model, not a curated record
AUGGAGGACACCACUGCUUUACUGGAAGAUUCUGGUGAACAGACAACAGAGCGGGCCAUGGCCAAAGCCAAAGCCAAAAAAACUGUAGAUAAAGUAGUGCUGAAUAUUGCUGUUACCGGGGAGACUGGUGUGGGAAAGUCCUCCUUUUUGAAUGCCAUCAGAGGUGUUGAAAGAGGGGAUGAAGGCUGGGCCCCCACUGGAGUAAUAGAGACGACAAUGGAGCCUAAGGAGUAUGCCCACCCAACAAUGCCCAAUGUCAAGAUCUGGGAUUUGCCAGGAAUAGGGAGCCCAUCAUUCGAAGCCAAGGCCUACUUAAAGAAAAUACACUUUGAAAAACAUGAUUUCUUUAUCAUAGUGAGUGCUGAAAGAUUCAAGGAGAAUGACCUCAAACUUGCAAAUGAAAUCAAGAAAAAGAAAAAGAACUUUUACUUUGUACGUUCUAAGAUUGAUGAUGAUGUGAGAAAUGAGAGUGAGGAUGGAGGGGGUACAGAGGAAGAGAUACUACUCAAAAUACGGAAAGACUGUGAGGACAAUCUCAGAGAUCUGGGAGGGGCACCUGUCUUUCUCAUCACAUCCAAUGACCUGAGCAAGUUUGAUUUUCAGAAUCUGGUAGACACUCUGAAAAGAGAACUUCCAGGGGAAAAGAUGGAUGCACUCAUACAGGGUCUUCCUGUUUUUUCAAAGCAGUCUCUUGACUGGAAAUACCAAGCAUUCAAUAAAACCAUCCGGCAUGUGUCUGCUAUGUCCGGGAUCGUAGGUGCGGCCCCCGUGCCAGGCCUCUCAUUUGCACUUGACACUGUCAUGGUGCUAUCCUUUCUCACCGGGGUUUACCGCUCAUUCGGCCUGCAUGACAAAGCCCUGGAAAGGCUGUCGGAGAAAGUGGGAAAGCCCAUACUGGAAGAGGUGAAAAAGUCAGAACUGAUCCAGGGAAUUGGCAAGUCCAUGCUGACAUCCAGCAUGCAGCCAAAACUAUUGGCUUCAGCUGCAGCCAAUGUUUUGAGUCUUAUACCGGUAGUGGGCAACAUUGCAGCUGCAACCCUGUCCUAUAAAACCACAAGGGCUGUACUGCAAGAGGGUCUGGAUGAACUGUAUGGUGUUGCCAAAAAGGUGCAGGGAAUGGCAGAACUGCAGUAG